Messenger RNA from Paramuricea clavata, 393 nucleotides. NCBI's taxonomy places the organism in Eukaryota, Metazoa, Cnidaria, Anthozoa, Malacalcyonacea, Plexauridae. The record is from the annotation of a GenBank genome assembly.
AUGGAGGGUAUUAAACUAGAUAUGACGAUUUUAGAAUCACGAAUGCUUGCCGCAAUAUCUGAAAACGAGCAUGAGUCGGAUAUUAUCUCGCUAAGAGUAAAACUAGUAGAUAUGGAAGCCGUUGUACAUAAUCAAGACGAAAUUAUUUCCCGACUUAGCGAAGAAAAUCUAUCCUUUAGGUCAAGGUUAUUAAACCUUGAAAAAUUAGUGCAUUUCAUGUCCCAAGAGUAUCGGAACAAAAGCAGUGGAGCGAUUAACCUAUCUAAUAUUACAAAAGAACCAUCAACGCGUAACCGCAAGCAAUCUAUUAAUUUGAAUAAAAACAGUUUGAGUUCACCUCGAAAUAUCGAUAACAAUCUACCUAACGAUAACCACAAAUAUGUUAGUCCGUCU